AUAAAUAUAUUUUUUUGGCUGCACAUUGAAAGCAACAUUAUUAUUUCUUAAGCUUAAUUAAUUCCAAUGAAGCAAGAGGAAGUGUUUCGCCCGGGCAACACCAAGAACAAGAAUUCGACGUUUAAGAGGUUGUUUAAGAAGAUGUGCCGAAAGAGAUCAAUGAAAGGGGAGGAAGCAGGUGACUUCCGCCACCGGUCUAGCCUUUCUACAAGCUCUUUGUCGUCGUCGGCACAAGAUGGGAGCGGGACCCGCUUCGAGAGGCGGGUUUUUGCAUUCUUCGACGAGGACGGAGAUGGGAGUGUUUCGGCUUCAGAACUGCGGAGGGCGGUGUGGGCGGUUGGAGGGGAACUGACGGAGGAGGAAGCGGAGAUGGCGGUGCGGUUGUCGGAUUCGGACGGGGACGGGAUGUUGGGUUUCGAGGACUUCGUCAAGUUGAUGGAGGGAGGGAAGGGUGGGGGUGUGGAGGAGGAGGAGGAGGAGUUGAGGGAGGCUUUUGGGAAAUAUGAGAUGGAGGGGAGAGGGUGCAUUACUCCAUUGAGCUUGAAGAGGAUGUUGGGUAGACUUGGGGAGUCAACCACCAUUGAGAGCUGUGAAGCUAUGAUUAGGAGAUUUGACCUCAAUGGUGACGGAGUUCUUUGCUUUGAUGAGUUCAAGAUCAUGAUGGCCUAGCCUAAACAUGUUCUUUUCGUGUACGUAUGGUUCAAUUCGAUCAAUUCUUUUUUGUUUAGUUUCAAAUAACGGCACUGUAAAUCAUCAAUUAAAAAAAUGUAAACAUGUUCUUAAAAUUUCAUGUAUGUAUCAUUCAAUUCUUUUGUAUAGUUAAAGUAAUGGCAUUAUUUCUAUAUUAAUAAUGUCAGGGUAUAGUU
This is a messenger RNA of Cuscuta campestris, 866 nucleotides long. The record is from the annotation of a GenBank genome assembly. NCBI's taxonomy places the organism in Eukaryota, Viridiplantae, Streptophyta, Magnoliopsida, Solanales, Convolvulaceae.